AAGAACCUAGGUCACAAACCUGACGAAGACUGUCAGAGUAGAAAGGUAUAAAGACCAAAUGUAAGCAUAUACAUCUUCCAAGAACUAGAGCAAAGACCUUCCAUGAGGACUCUUCCUCUUGAUCUACCUGCUUUCCAGAAUCCUUUCUUUCCCAAACCCCUCAUAAAUGAACGAUAACAAUAAUAAUAAUCAGAGGAGAGAGUGUUUCCCUAUCAAUCUGCACGUUACAUUAAAUUACUUUUCCCAAAAUCUGGAAGUAUUUCCUGAAAACUGGCAAAGGUAUUAAUUUUUUUUCUCUCUCUCCCUCUCUUUAAAUCACAAAGCAAAAUUCCACUGUCCCUCUACCCCCCCCCCCCUCCUAAAAAAAAAAAAAGUUGUCGAGUUUUGCUUUUCUAUUCACUGCAGUUCUGGCCAAAGUAAAGCCCUCUUUCUCAAUGACGUCAAGAUCUUUACCAAGAUUAGGCUUUCAUUUCUCUAUUGCAGCAAUUAGCCAGGGAAUGUAUAAAAGGCUUCAGGGAGACUCACUGGGCUGCAGAGAGAGAGAGAGAGAGGCACUUUGCACCACAGACAGAUAGCACGAAGGAAAAGGCAGAGCGAGUGAGGAAGAGAAGAGUCAGUCGCUCCUGGGGAAGGGAGAGAGAGACAGGCUGGGAGAAGGAGAACAGAAAGUGUGUGUCAAACGGAGUAAAGAAGGGGAAAAACUACCCUUCAAGCACAUUUUUGAAACUCUGGCAACUCCAGAAAGAAACGGGCUACGUUUCUGAACAUUAGAGACAAUGAAAAGCUAAAGAAAAUUUUGCAAUCUCUGCCACAGUCUCAUAGGUGCUUAGAAAUGAAAGUAGAGCUGCCUGUCUGUCACCGACUCUGAGAGGGGUGACUGGAUUAGGGACCGGGACGCCAGUUUGUGUGUGGGUUGUUUUUUGUUUUUUGUGGGGUUUUUUUUUUUUUGUUUUUGUUUUUUUAACAUCUUAAAUCCUGAAAAAAAAAAAAAGGCAGCAGCUCCGAAUUGAAUGAAUUGAUGGGCACACUCCAACUGCUGGGCUGCAGAGACUGGACUUGGUCUUGCCAUUUCUGCUUCUUUGAAAGAGGAGACAACUUGGGCUUCCUUUUAAUUUAGUUUUUCUCCUUCUCCCCCCACCCCGGCCUUCCCCUUUAUCUCCCCCACCCCCUCUAUCACCACCCCCCUUUUAAAUAAGAGGGUGAAGGGGAACCAGAGCGCACAAGGGAACUGACUGGGAGGCAGAGAAGAUGGGCAUCCUCAGCGUAGACUUGCUGAUCACACUGCAAAUUCUGCCAGUUUUUUUCUCCAACUGCCUCUUCCUGGCACUCUAUGACUCGGUCAUUCUCCUCAAGCACGUGGUGCUGCUGCUGAGCCGCUCCAAGUCCACUCGCGGGGAGUGGAGGCGCAUGCUGACCUCAGAGGGAAUGCGCUGCAUCUGGAAGAGCUUCCUCCUCGAUGCCUACAAGCAGGUGAAAUUGGGUGAAGAUGCCCCCAAUUCCAGUGUGGUACAUGUCUCUAAUUCUGAAGGAGGUGACAACAGUAGAAAUGGUGCCCAGGUGAAGAUAGUUGAUGGAGGCGAGUGCCACCUUCUUGACUUUGCCAGCCCUGAGCGUCCACUGGUGGUCAAUUUUGGCUCAGCCACUUGACCUCCUUUUACUAGCCAGCUGCCAGCCUUCAGCAAACUGGUGGAAGAGUUCUCAUCAGUGGCUGACUUCCUGUUGGUCUACAUUGAUGAGGCUCAUCCUUCAGAUGGUUGGGCAGUGCCUGGUGAUUCUUCUUUGUCUUUUGAAGUGAAGAAGCACCGGAACCAAGAAGACCGAUGUGCAGCAGCCCACCAGCUUCUGGAGCAUUUCUCCUUGCCGCCCCAGUGCCGAGUUGUGGCUGACCGCAUGGACAAUAAUGCCAAUGUAGCUUAUGGUGUAGCCUUUGAACGUGUGUGUAUUGUGCAGAGACAGAAAAUUGCUUAUCUAGGAGGAAAGGGGCCCUUCUACUACAACCUUCAAGAAGUCCGGCGUUGGCUGGAGAAGAAUUUCAGCAAAAUGAAAUCUAGAUUAGCUGGUUGAAGGUAUGAUUGUAAAAGAGUUUUUUUUUUUUUAAUUAUGUAAAGGAAAGGAAACUAAGAACUGAAUCCACUAUUUCAACUGAGUCUCAUUGUCUCCCUGAAAGACAGGAAUUUACGUGUCAGAAGAACAUAAGCUUCUAACAUCUCCAUACUUCUUUUACCACUCAAAUGGCAUUUGGCUAAAUAGUAGCCCCAUCACAUCUCUUCCUAGUGAAAAGCCCUGAGUAAAAAGAUCCCAAGAUGUAGAGGAAGAAACCCUGUUUCAACAUGUGUUCAUCUGCCUUGGGAAAGAAGUAAUACAGCUGAUGGAAGCUUUGGGACCUGAAGAACAGACUUACCUGAAUAACUACUACGUUAGGGAACUAUUAUCCUUGUUAGUAUAAGGGGUAUUGCCUAGGCUUUAUUCAGUAUGGAUAGAGCCCAACUGGAAAAUUCCCAAAUAUUUACUUAUGAUGAAUCCUUGAGUCCAGUCCUUGUGCUUGGGACUUCGUGUUUAACAAUGUUCAAGUAGUUUUUGCUGUUUUAGUUUCUAGCCAUCUGGUGCUCUCUGCCAGUCUAAAUAUCCCAGAACUCACAGAUGUAUUGGUAGAUAUCAAGAAUGAUCCCUGGAGGGUUAGAUUAUCUGAAAUCUGAGGGUUACUUUUUAGGCAGGUGGGAAAGUACUAGAAGAAAAUCAAAUUGACCAGCUAGGAAAGGAUGCAGAAAGAUGAGGAGGCUUCACAGAGUUUCACUUUGAAGCUGUGGAGAGUGGGACUAAUUGGUUAGCCACCGAAACAUUGAAACAUAAAACAUACACGGGCCAGAAAAAGAAGCAGCUCAACUAUAAUUAGCAUUGAGAAUAUACAUAUGAAAUCAAUAUAUUUAUCAUAUACUCCUGAACUAAGGGAGAAAGGGGGAUUGAAAGAGGGGGAAAAAAAAACCACACUUCAUUAUUUGUAAUUAUGAGAAUUUUUUGCUAGAAAUCAUUACUUUUUGAAACAUGUUUGUGGUAUGUAUAUUUUCAGUUGAUUAAUUAUGCCCUGUGAUACUGAUUAAAUGUAAAACCAAUAGAUCCAGUGGUACUGGUCUGUCCCUCUCCAUUCCUACAAUUAUGAUGUGGCCCCACUCGUUCUUAGUCUUAGCCUCCAUAAUGGUGUUCUCUGAAUGCUGAGCUGGACUCGGCUCUUUCUUUAUUUAUAUAUAAAUAAAAUAUAUUCUUAGCUGCUGUGGGAGGUAGGUGCCCUGGCCAUUCCGCUGUGACACUGUUCUCCCAAAGUAGGUGAACUCUAAUGAAUAAUAGGUGCGAACAAACAAGAUUUCUUCAGCUGCAAAAUAGAGGAAGGCAAAGUUAGUUUGAGAAAAUUCUCAUUAGUAAUUUUGGAGGCUUUGAUAUAAGGCAACCCUCAGUGGCAUGGAAUUUGGUGAAAUGGAAUUUCCAUUUCCAUUUGAAUUUGGACUGGGGUCUUCCUUUGUUCCAAUUAGCUGAGGUCUGGUAAUCUAAGGCCUCAAUUGUACAUUAUUAUAAUGAUAUGUGUGUGUAUACACACACACACACACACACACAUAUACACACACGUGUGUGUGUAUAUAUAUAUACAUAUAUACAUAUAUAUAUAUAUAUAUACACACACACACACACCAUAUUUCUCUUUAAAGAUACUAUAGUUUUACCUGUAAUGUAAGUAAUAGCUAAAUAUCAUAACCCCCAAAGAAUAGACCAACUAAUUUUAUAUCAUAAAUUUUUACUGUAAAUUUGAGGAUGCUGUCAAAUCACAGUAUAUGGUUGUAUUGAAUGUACAAUCAAAGGUUCUUAUGACCAUUCCAUUAAUAAUUGAAUCAUAAAAUAAAAGUAAUAGAAAAAAAUCUCAAGUUGAAAAUAUCUUCUGAAACUAGUUGCCUCUGAAAUGAGAAAAAGGUGGGAACUGAGUGUGUAAGAACCAAAAGUACAUUAAAAACAAAAAAAGCUGGAGCGAUAUAUCAGUCCUAUCACUAGUUUAUUGUUUAGAUACUAAUACAUUAUUUUAACUGAUGAUUGUGUUUUACAGCAACAUUUAAGCUUUCCAGUGUCUUAAAGUCUAUAAAACACACCCACAAAGAAACAAAGCAAAUUUUGAAAAUGUGGCAUCAUCUAAUAGAUUUCUGGAAAAUCACAUGGAGAAUAGAUUAUUUCAGACUUCUCAAUUGUUAAACUCUACACUCCAGAAUGCUCAGUGGGCCCCAUUGUAUUUUAUCUUUAAAACGGUGUUAAGAUUAUGUGGUCCCCUAGAAAAGUAAAGUGAAAACUUGGUUGCAGCACACUCACUCUGUUGUCCUUAAACUUCCCCUUUGUUCUACAUGUACAAUAAUGGAACAGGAUGUUAGAGAAGCUGGUGGGGGGAUGAGAUUUGGCUAAGGCAGUGCUAGUUGUCUGGGUAAAAGGAUGAUGGAAAAAGCACCCAGUCGUGAUAUAUUUUUAAGGAAAGAGAAGGUUGUGUGUGUGCAAUUCCUCUCCACGAGGAUACUCCAAUGGAGAAAUGAAGCAGUGGAAGUAAAUACACAAAGGCAUAGGCUGAAUAUCAGGGAAAAAGAUAUGUUCAAUAGAACAUAGAAGACUUUCUGGAAGAAAGGCAGUUAGGGGCCAAUGAAGAAAGUGAAUUGACAAAGCUCAGGAAUCCUACAGUAUGUAGAAUGGCUUGGUGUUACCAGAGUUAUGUAACCUAUUUAUCUCAACAUGAUUUUUUAUGAUUUCCUAUGAUGUAUCUUUAGGAACAUAACAAGAACUCAUUAUUUGAGGUAGAGGAGAAUCAGUGCUUAGCUGGUAUGCUCAGAGAAAGUAUUAGAUUGUCAAUACCCACCCCACCUAUCUUCUCUUUUACAAAGUAUGUUCCUUUGAACAAUUGUUAUUCAUAUAUAUAUAUAUAUAUAUAUAUAUACAUAUGUAUAUAUAUAUAUAUAUAUAUACAUAUAUAUAUAUAUAUAUAUAUACAUAUGUAUAUAUAUAUAUAUAUAUAUAUAUAUAUAUAUAUACACACACACACACAAACAAACUUUGAGUUCUUCUUAGUACCUAAACAUUCCCCACCCCCCCAUAGGCUAUGUUUACAUGGAGCUAUCAGUUUAGCCUUUUAAACUGAAUUAGCAUAUCUAUUGAAAUAGUUUCCAAGCAAUUUUAGAUAUUAUCAUAGCAUCUGGAUUUACUCAAACAUUUAGUGUUUGAAAGACUUAUGUCUUGGAACUAUUCAAACUUACUUUAUUUUAUUGCUUAGAGAAAAUAGUAGAAUCAACAUGACUUUCUUGAAUGGGCAUGAAUGAGAUGCCUGCACAAUGAUGUUGAAAUGUUUGAUAUAGAUAUUAAAAUGCAACUGACCUCUUUAGAGGCAGACUAGUAACUGCUCUUUGUAUAGCUAAAGUGAAGCCAUUUAACUUAUAUGACUUUUUAUAUUCAUGUUUUGGAUCUUUGGUACUAUGUCUUCACCUUGUUUAUAGAAUUUACCCUUGAUUUUUGGUAAUAUCAAGUUCUAAAUGGUCUAUUUAUUUAAAUUUUCUUGCCGUUAAGCAGAAAAUGCCUAUUCUAUAACCAAGGAAAGAAGAAAAUCCUGCUGUCUUUGAUUUUGCCUGGAGUGUAUUUCACUAUUUGGGCUCUUGAAUAAAAAAAAAAUAUGAAAUAUGUUAAUAUGUUGAGGUCAUGUGUGGGUACUGCCUUGCUGCAUAAAAUACCAGAGGGGCAUAUUAAAGACAAUAUCUAUGCCUUGGGAGAAUUUCCAGCUGGACACAGGUGUUCUUAGCAUAUCCUGUGGGUUAUGUCCACAGCAAAAGGAAUGCACUGAUGUACAGGACUUCCCAUUCUGUAAAUCUGACUGAUGGUUUGGAAAAUAAGCUUAAUUAGAAUCAUAUGGCCCCUGCAAAGGGGGAAAUGUAGAUACCAAUUACUGUCCCAUUGAAGGGUUCAUGAAAACCUCUCCAGCAUUUAGAGCUUUUCAGAACAUGUCCAAUGUCAUGUCUCUCAGCAGUGGAGAAUUCUAAUUCCAGGAACUUAAAACGAUAUUGCCAAAAAUCAGAUCAAAAAAAAAUUUUAGUUAUAUUCCAACUUUCUCCCUACUUUCUCCUUUAUCUUAAAAAUAGAAUCCAAACUUAGUCUUCAUAUGUACAUCCAGAAUGGGGUAUAAUUAUCAAUUUCUGCCUUGGUGAUUUGCAAUCUCUUCGCAGUAUCUUGAGGUCCUCUGUGAAAGAAGGUAGUAGGGCCUGGGAAAGCCAGGAAGUUGCUAACCUGGAAGAACGAGGUCCUGUGAAUUUGGUCUAUUGAUUUGGGAAGGUUUGAAAAGAUAAUUCUCACCAUUGGAAGAGGGCUGCUAGGUGUCAGUGAAUGACUUUAGGAAGAGCCAAACAUUGGGCCACUUCUUAAUGCCUUAUGUUCUGGAUAGCACCAGAAGCAAGGUCUCCGACUUAAGAGACCCAGCUCUGUUCUAAGAUGAGUCUGAUACAAUAGAAAGCAAACAUGUACAGAUAUCCAAAAAAAACCUGCUCAUGCAAGUCAGGGCUUGCUGCCCAUCUCAGGCAGCAGUACCAGAGCUCUAGGGAGUUUAUUUACUAUUUACUGGGGAGGUCUCAAGGACCAAGGAGAUGUUAAAUGUAGUCACUAUUUGGGCUCCCCCCCUCCCCCAAAAGCAAACAGGUAAACACAUAAAUGAAAGAAGCCCACAGAAGGGGGUGGGAAAUAAAUUAAAAAAUUUCUCAAGCCUUCUCCAGACUAUGUCACUGGCCCAUGUACUUUUUAUGUGUGUUAGGAUGAGAGAGUGUGAAGACAUAAGUAUCCAGUACUUUAUAACCAAAGCAAUUAAAAGAAAUUGGGUAGGGAAUGUUGGCCAGUUUCAUUUUCUUUUGCAUCACAUUAUCACCAGACUAUAUCACUAGCCCAAGCAGUCGGGCACCUGGAGAGGGAGAUUGGGAUGUGCAGAGGUGACCAGUGUGCAAAUGAUAACUACUGAUGAAAGAGUCACUGACUCAGUUAGUGGUUGGAUGUAGUCACAUUAGUUUUCCUCUGCCCAUCUUUGUCUCCCUAGCAAGGAGAAUAUUUGGGGCAUGAUGCUAUGGGCACUGGGUAAAUGUGGUAAGAAUGCAUGUGUGUAUUUCUCUGCUUCUCAGUUGCAGAAACAGAAACGCUUUGGAGAUUAUCAGUAGAAAGAGUGUUAUUAUAUUGGUGCUGAGUGGUACGUGUGCUUUUAAAAUUUGUUCUUGUAUUUUAAUAAAUUUUGAAUAAAAGAAUAAAGUUA
Felis catus (domestic cat) is the source of this 7291-nucleotide messenger RNA. RefSeq names its product iodothyronine deiodinase 2 (gene DIO2). NCBI's taxonomy places the organism in Eukaryota, Metazoa, Chordata, Mammalia, Carnivora, Felidae. Gene Ontology annotation, molecular function: thyroxine 5'-deiodinase activity. The record is from RefSeq and is a predicted model, not a curated record.